GAAGGACUGAAAGAAUGAAAAAUACCUUCACAGCUUUUUGAAGGACCAAAUAUAGGGAUUCCUUUCACUGUUACUAAUUUGGUCUGGCUCUUGGUAUUAUGUCCAAGGAAAAGUUUCGUAAAUUGUCAGAAGGCCAAUCAUCUUUUACCCAGCAACCCCAGGAUCAAGUGGUGGUGGCUGGGCAACCAGUGAACCUUCUCUGUGCCAUCCCUGGGUAUCAUGGUAUUGUACUCUGGAUUAAGGAUGGACUUGCUCUGGGAGUGGGCAGAGACCUCUCGGGGUACCCUCGUUACUCUGUGGUUGGAGACCAUUUGUCUGGAGAACAUCACUUGAAAAUCCAACGAGCAGAGCUCCAGGAUGAUGCUAUGUAUGAAUGUCAGGCAAUACAGGCAGCGAUUCGAUCGCGACCAGCCAGGCUUACUGUUCUUGUUCCUCCAGAUGACCCAGUGAUUAUCGGCGGACCCGUAAUCAGCCUCCGAGCAGGGGAUCCAUUGAAUUUAACAUGUCAUGCGGAUAAUGCAAAGCCAGCCGCUUCCAUUAUCUGGAUGAGGAACGGAGACGUGUUAAAUGGAGCCACAUAUUCCAAGACUUUGUUGCGGGACGGGAAGAGAGAGAGCAUUAUCAGCACACUCUUUGUUUCACCGAUGGACAUAGAGAAUGGGCAGAGAAUAACUUGCCGUGCCAGCAAUAAAGCGGUACCUAGUGGAAAAGAUACAACGGUCACUAUCAACAUCCAACACCCACCAUUGGUCAAUCUCACAGUGGAACCGCAGCCAGUCCUGGAGGAUAACGUGGUUAAAUUUCACUGCUCAGCUAAGGCAAAUCCAGCAGUAACACAGUACCGGUGGGCAAAAGGUGGUCAACUGCUAAAAGACGUGACAGAUGAUACCUAUGAGACGGUGGUUGACUUUUCAUUCUUCACAGAGCCGGUGUCCUGCGAGGUGACCAAUGCACUUGGCAGCACAAACAUCAGCAGGACAGUUGAUGUGUAUUUUGGACCCCGCAUGGCAACAGAACCUGAAUCUAUUUUGGUGGACCUUGGAUCAGAGGCAAUGUUCCAUUGUGCCUGGACCGGCAACCCAUCUCUUACCAUUGUGUGGAUGAAGCGUGGCUCUGGAGUGGUGCUGAGUAAUGAAAACACCUUAACACUAAAGAAUGUCCGGCAGGAAGAUGCUGGCAAAUAUGUGUGUCGAGCGGUAGUACCCCGCGUUGGUGCCAGUGAGAGGGAACUCACUCUGACAGUAAAUGGUCCUCCAAUCAUCUCCAGCACACAGACCCAACAUGCUCUGCAUGGGGAGAAAGGGCAAAUCAAAUGCUUUAUCCGCAGCACACCGCCGCCCGACCGAAUCGCUUGGUCAUGGAAGGAGAAUGUCCUGGAAUCAGGAACAUCAGGCAGAUACACAGUGGAAACAGUCAGUACGGACGAGGGAGUUAUCUCUACUUUGACUAUCAGCAAUAUUGUCAGGGCUGACUUUCAAACCAUAUACAACUGCACCGCCUGGAACAGCUUUGGAUCUGACACUGAGAUAAUCCGACUGAAAGAACAAGGUCCGAACAUGCAGUCAGGAAGGAGUAUGGAACCAGAGUCUGUCCCGGUCACUGUGAUCAUUGGAGUGGCAGUCGGAGCAGGGGUGGCAUUCCUUGUACUAAUGGCUACAAUAGUUGCAUUUUGCUGCGCUCGGAACCAAAGAAAUCUGAAAGGUGUGGUUUCCGCUAAAAAUGAUAUCCGUGUAGAGAUUGUACACAAAGAGCCUACGACUGCGAGAGAGACCGAGGAACAUUCAACCAUGAAGCAGCUGAUGAUUGACAGAGGAGAAUUUCAACAAGAUUCUGUUUUGAAACAGCUUGAAGUUCUAAAGGAAGAAGAGAAGGAAUUUCAGAAGGAUCCCACAAAUGGUUACUACAGUGUGAACACAUUUAAGGAUCACCAGUCAACGCCAACCAUCUCUCUCUCAAGUUGCCAACCAGAACUUAGGCCUGCUAAUAAACAGCGGGUGCCUACUGGAAUGUCUUUUACCAACAUUUACACCACACUGAGUGGCCAGAACCGUCUAUACGACUACAGCCAGCGCUUUGUUUUGGGUAUGGGGAGCAGCUCCAUUGAGCUUUGCGAGCGUGAAUUCCAGAGAGGUUCUAUGAGUGACAGCAGCUCUUUCCUGGACACUCAGUGUGACAGCAGUGUUAGCAGCAGUGGAAAACAAGAUGGCUAUGUUCAAUUUGAUAAGUCAAGCAAGGCUUCAGCGUCAUCUUCUCAUUAUUCUCAGUCAUCUUCUCAGAACUCUGAUCCAACCAGACCUCUUCAGAGGCGAAUGCAGACACAUGUGUGAAAGGCCCUGUUUGGUUAUUUAUGAGAAGAAUAUGUGUGAUCAAUGGGUGAGGGGAGACAUACAAGGGUUUGGUGGCUUUGUAAGGAUUUGAAAAAACAAAAACAAUUUUGGACACCUUGAAGCCUGAAGUAAUGGAAUGGGCCUUUCUGGCUUAGAUAUUUAUUUAGUUUUAUAUUUAUAUGAAAAGGAGAGGAUCUCCCUGAUGUAAAAAGCACUUUCUUCAACGGAGUACAACAAGCCAUGGAUCUAUCAUCUAGGUGGGUGGGAAGAAAAGCAUUUUAUAAGCUAUCCCUCAAAAAUGUAAAAUAAUAAUAAUAAAAAAGUUAAGCUCCCAAUUCUGUCUGGAGCCUGGCCGAACUUUACUUCUUUCAACUAGGAAUCUAGCCAUUAGCAAGCACAAUGUUAAUGUAGUUUAACAGCCUUUAAAAAGACACUUGUAGUAAUACUUUACUGAGCGGUAUUAUAAUAUUGGGUAGGACAGGAACUCUGUAAAAGGAAAACUUUAGACCUCAGGUGUUCCUGUCCAUAUGACAUGAUGAUCUUCAAGAAAGUGGACUUAGCAGCAACUGGCCUAUGAAGGCCAAAUCAUAUUGUAUUUCCUAGAUAUAUUAUUUUCCAAAGUAUCUCCCAGAAUAUGUAUAUGGGUAAUCCAAGUCAGAGUAAUGACUUAUGCCUGAUGUUGGGGAUAAACAAGCACCAAUACAAUGAGAACCAUUAAGAAGAUUCAUAUUAGGGUUUAGUCUGUUAUAAGGAGCAUAUGAGAAAUAUUUUUUUGAUAUGCCCCCAUGAUCAUUAAUUUCUUUCCCAGCAUUAAAAUGGUGAAGUGGCUACUGUGUGUAUGCAAUAGAGUAUACAAUGACUAAGCCCAUCUCUCAGAUCAGAAAAUAGUUAAUGUCUCCACAUCUGUGUCACUGUCCCCUUUGAACCUAAUAAAAAUAGACUUCUAUUUCCUGAGACUAUGGAGACUGUCCCCAUGGUCUGUUUCUUUUUGUGGGGCAAUCAUAUUUUUUGUUGCCUUUACCAUUCUAUAUCCUUGCCUAUCUGAGCCACUUGUACACCCAACCCAUCCCAAUGUAUUGUUUGAACUGUCAACUGUACACACCUAUAUUCAUACAUAUUUAAAUACAUAUAUUUAUAUAUAAUUACUUUUUAUGUCUCAUUGAGUUCAGUCUGGACUGUACCUGUUGGUUUGGAGAAAAUAAUGUCUCUUUUGUCGCUGUUUCUACUGUUUUCAUAUCAAACUUCUAUUAAGACUGCACUUGAAAAUUGUUGGGGAAAAAUGUCCCCAAGUUGAGCGUACUUUGUAGAGGGAAAAAAUGGCCAGAAGUUGAGAAUACUUUAAAAAUGGCAUCAUCCGUAAUAAAUGGAUAUACAAUGUAACUAAGAUUGCCAUUUACGAUCUUCCAAUUGUUCUGUAUUUGUAUGUAAAAUGAGAAGACCUAUGUUGAAGGUAAAAAAAAAUGCAUAAAACAUAAGGGAAAUGUUCUAGUCAGUUGGUAAAAACUAAACAAGAUAGAAAAUGGUCACAAGUAUAAAGGCCAAUAAGAGCUGUACAUUGUGUUAACACUGGUUUUACAAAUAAAGAUUAAAAUGAUAUUGCAGUGGUAAUGACCUAAGCAUUAUAAUCCAAAAUAAGCAGAUAUUGAUGAUAUGGUAUGCUCUAAAAAUGACAAUCAGAGGGUAAACGCAAAGCAGCUUUUGGGCAGUUUGUUCCUGUUGCCGAUGACAGAAUCCCUAUUACAGCACAAAUGAAGGAUUAAAAUAUAAAACCUCUUAUGUCAA
Messenger RNA from Bombina bombina (fire-bellied toad), 4109 nucleotides. It is a transcript of the gene KIRREL3, whose product is annotated as kirre like nephrin family adhesion molecule 3. Gene Ontology annotation, biological process: synapse assembly; cell-cell adhesion. The record is from RefSeq and is a predicted model, not a curated record. Lineage: Eukaryota; Metazoa; Chordata; Amphibia; Anura; Bombinatoridae. Bases 99 to 2327 code for a protein of 742 amino acids. Gene Ontology annotation, cellular component: cell-cell junction. Gene Ontology annotation, molecular function: cell adhesion molecule binding. The transcript is spliced from 17 exons.